Messenger RNA from Aureococcus anophagefferens, 543 nucleotides. RefSeq lists its product as hypothetical. The record is from RefSeq and is a predicted model, not a curated record. The annotation marks the transcript as partial. Gene Ontology annotation, molecular function: protein-containing complex binding; voltage-gated potassium channel activity. Lineage: Eukaryota; Pelagophyceae; Pelagomonadales; Pelagomonadaceae. Gene Ontology annotation, cellular component: membrane. The transcript has a single exon. Gene Ontology annotation, biological process: potassium ion transport.
CGGCUCUACACCAUCGCGCUCUACUGGGCCGUGACGACGCUGACGACCGUGGGCUACGGCGACGUGUCGCCGCACAGCAGCGAGGAGAUGCUCUGGUCCAUCAUCGUCCAGUUCGUGGGCACGUGCAGCCUCGGCUACAUCAUGGGCGAGGUCACGGCCAUCCUGACGCAGGAGGACAAGUCCGCGGAGAUGAUCCGGGAGAAGAUCGACGCGAUCAACGCCUACAUGCGGUUCCGGAAGCUGCCCGUCGCGCUCCAGGCGCGGAUCCGGAACCACUACAGCCACAUGUGGAAGCGGACGACGGUCUGGGACGAGCCGCAGAUCCUGGAGGAGCUGCCGCGCACGCUCCGGGCCGAGGUCCUCGAGUCGAUCAACACCGCGCGCCUGCAGGGCAUCACGUUCAUCUACGACCUCGGCAACGUCGGCGACGAGGCGACGGCGCAGCUCUCGCUGCGCCUCACGCCCCAGCUCGCGCACCGCCACGAGCCCGUCGUCCGCGAGAACCACUUCGGCAACGACCUCUACAUCAUGUCGAGCGGCCGC